Beta vulgaris subsp. vulgaris (sugar beet) is the source of this 4313-nucleotide messenger RNA. Its product is annotated as disease resistance protein RGA2. Lineage: Eukaryota; Viridiplantae; Streptophyta; Magnoliopsida; Caryophyllales; Amaranthaceae. The transcript is spliced from 3 exons. The coding region runs from base 636 to 3737 and encodes 1033 amino acids. The record is from RefSeq and is a predicted model, not a curated record. Gene Ontology annotation, biological process: defense response to other organism. Gene Ontology annotation, molecular function: ADP binding.
UAAGGUGUUACAAAUUUAAGUCACCUUAUCUGAUUAGUGGUGUUUGGCGGAGGAACUUAAAUAAAAUUUAAGUCCAAAACUUGACUGAAAUUGAGUUGGAGUAAAAUAUAGCGUCUGAGAUCAGGUGCUGAAAUUUUUUUAUUUGUUUUAUUUUCUUUUUAUCUUUUUAAGCCUAAUACGAUAUUUUCUUUUAUUUUUUUAAGCCUAAAAAGAUAUUUCAUCUAUAGUCAUAAAUAAUUUUACCAAACAGGUUAUGUAAUCAGCUCGCUUAUCAGUUUCAGCACCUUAACAAUUUCAGCUGUUACCUAAUCAAUUUCAGCCACCUUAUCAGUUUCAGCUCCAUUUCAGUCAGUGUUGCCAAAUAUAGCCUUAGCCAAACAUGUUGAAUGAGGCGCGAGCAACUUACAUUUGGUUUUUUUUUCCUUGAUUUUUCGUUGACAUUUUUUGUCCACGUUUUUUGUGGAAUCUUCACAAUUUAUAAUAUAGAGAUAAUACUUCCUUACAAGUUACAACUUACAAUACCUCAUCACCAUUCACCACAAUUCAAUAGUCAAUAAUACAACUAACGAAACCUUUGUUUUGCUUGGUAUCCUUUCUUAUUUUCCAUCACUUUCCGAAAAAAGAGUACAAAAACAAUGGUUGAUCUCGGAACUGCGGUUGCUGCAAAACUCAUAGAAGUGAUUGGGGGUAAGACCAUCCAAACCAUUUGCGACAUAUGGGACUUCAAAUCUCAGCUUGAAGAGCUCAAACAAAAUGUCUCAACCAUUCAGACUGUGCUCCUUGAUGCGGAGGCCAAACAAGAGCUGUCCAACGAAGAACAAGACUUCGUCGAGAGGCUCAAAGAUGCUGUUUAUGAUGCUGAUGAUCUAUUUGAUGAGCUUCUCACACUUGCGGAGCUUCAGCAACUUAAAGGUCCGUUGAGCAAGCGCGGUAAGUUGUAUGAAAAGGUACGGUGCUUAUUCUCUUCUAAGAACCAAGUGGGUCAAGCUUACAGGAUAUCUCGUGAGGUUAAGAAAAUUAUGAAGAGGUUAGAUGUUAUUGUCCAUACCCAUAAAAAAUAUAGGUUGAAUGUUGAUCACAAACCUAUUAGAAUGAGAAGGGAAGAAUCACAUUCUUAUGUCAUAGAGAAGCAAGUUAUUGGGAGGGAGAAGGAUAAGGAGGUCAUUUUGAAUAUGUUGUUAGAUCAUAGUAAUAAAAAGGAAGAUCAUGAUAUUUUUGUUGUAUCUAUAGUGGGAGUAGGAGGGUUGGGAAAAACUACUGUCGCGCAACUUGUGUAUGAUCAUGACAGUGUUAAAGAGGAGUUUGGAACUAGGAUUUGGGUUUGUGUCUCUGAUGAAGUUGGUGGGAAAUUUGAUGUUAGCGAAAUCCUUUGUAAGAUUCUAGAUUCGAUUACUGGGAAGAAUUUUGAUCGGACCUCAUCGAUGCAAGUGAUUCAAGAGAAAUUUCAAGAGGAAUUAAAAGGAAAGAAGUACUUACUUGUUCUUGAUGAUAUAUGGAAUGAGGACCGUGAGAUGUGGCUUAAGUUGGAAAUAUUCUUGACGUUAGGUCAUGGAGGAAGUAGAAUUGUUGUAACAACACGUUCAAAAACAACAGCAAAUAUCAUACGAAGCAAACACACACACGAGUUAAAAGGUUUGUCCUAUGAGUAUUCAUGGCAGCUUUUCGAGUUGAUGGCAUUUAACGAAGGGCAUGAAACAAAAAACUACCAUGAAUUAGUUGAGAUCGGGAAAACUAUUGUUAAAAAAUGUCAUGGAAGUCCUCUUGCUAUAAGGGUAGUAGGGAGUAUGUUGUUUGGUCAAGACAUUAGUAAGUGGCGAUCAUUUUUAGACAUUGGAUUAGCGGAAAUUAAGAAGGGCGAUAAUGCUAUAAUGUCUGUCUUAAAGGUUAGUUACCAUAAUCUUGCACCUUCAUUGAAGACUUGCUUUAGUUAUUGUUCGGUGUUUCCAAAGGAUUCUAAAAUAGAGAGGGAGAUUUUGAUAAGCCUUUGGAUAGCCCAAGGAUUUAUUGUCUCAUUGGACAAAGGCCAAAGUUUAGAAGAUGCUGCGGAGGAACAUUUUUUAAUUUUGUUGCGCAGAUGUUUUUUCGAAGGAGUGAGUGAUGAUCUAGGUGCACCUAUUAAAAUCCAUGACCUGUUGCACGAUGUUGCUCAAGAAGUGGUGAGUGGGGAAAUUUGUGUGGUGAACUCUAUUACGAAUAACUUGAAAGAUAAAGUUCGACAUGUGCAUUAUAUUGGUGAAAAAUGUCCACAAAAUAGCUUUAUCGGUAGUAGUAAGAUUCGUUCGUUCUUUUGUUUGUGUAAGGAGACACCUUUUGCGGUGGAUACGUAUGUAGAAAAGUGGAUGUUCCUAAGGGUGUUAGACUUGUCUAGUUUAGGUAUCAGAAGUUUGCCAGGUUCAAUAGGUAAGUUGUUGCAUAUAAGAUAUCUUAAUAUGUCUUAUAAUGAAGACCUUGUGGGAAUCCCGGAUGCGAUCAAAAAACUACAUAAUUUGCAGACUUUAAUUUUACGUGGCUGCAAAAGUUUGAGUGAGUUGCCAAAAGAUUUUAGCCAAUUGGUUAAACUUCGUCACUUGGAUUUAAGUGGUUGUGAUAAGUUCAUUUGUAUGCCUUGGGGCAUGGAUAAGCUAACUAGUCUUAAAGUGCUACCAAACUUCAUGGUGGGAAGGAAAAAUUCAACUGAGGCACAAACUGAUCACGAUGAGCUCAAAGCCCUGAAAUGUCUCACCGAGAUAAGAGGAGAGCUUAGCAUCAAAAUUGGUGAACAUUAUAGAAGACCAGAAGGCAUGAUUGAGAGUAGCGGCGGGUAUUUGAAGAGCAUGAAACAUCUGACGAGAGUUGAGAUCUCAUUUGAGAAUAAACCCGGUAGAUGUGUAGACCAUGAUGAAGCUGCAAUGGAAGCCUUGGAUCCGCCUUCAAAUCUGAAGCGAUUAACCAUCUACAACUACAAAGGCACAACAAUUCCAAGUUGGGGAAGAGCAGUCGAUAACUGGGCGGUCUCCCUCUUUAGGCUUGUCGAUAUAUCUCUUCAAGGUUGUUCAAAUCUACAAGAGAUGCCUAUACUGAGUAAACUGCCAAAUUUAAAAGCACUUGCUCUUCAUUCUAUGGAUAAGUUGGAGUACAUGGAGACGAACAACAACACCGACACAAGCAAUGCAGACACAAGAACGUUCUUCCCCUCACUUCUAACUCUUGGAUUAUAUGGUAUGGAAAAGUUGAAAGGAUGGUGGAAAGAGGACCAACCAGGGAUUGAUGGUCAUCGUCAGAGUUUCGGAUUUCCCUUUCUAUGUCAAUUAACGAUUGGAAGAUGCCCGAAUUUGACAACAUUUCCUGCCUGUCCAAGUCUUGAAGAAUUGGAAUUGUAUGACAACAAGAUGUUGUGGAGUUCCUUUCCUCAAAACCUCCGCAUUCUAAAAUUCAAGUACCUAUCAAAUAUGACUAGUCUUCCGGAGGGAAUUCAGUACUUGAGCUCCCUUCAAAGCCUCGAACUAUUUAGGUGUGAUAGAAUAAAAGCCUUACCAGAAUGGAUAAGCUGCUUAUCAUCUCUUCAAUCCUUGUCCAUAUAUCGUUGUCUCGCCCUCAAAACACUUCCAGAAGCAAUGCGAAACCUCACCACCCUUCAGAGACUUUACAUAGGAAGAUGCCGAGAUCUAGAAGAAAGAUGCAAAAAACCCAACGGAGAAGACUACCAUAAAGUUCAACACAUUCCUAGCAUAUCAUUGUCUAUUGACGGUCGAUACUGAAACUACAGAGGUGUUACACGGUUAGAUUGUGGAAAUAAAUGACAACUAAAAGAAGCAUAUGGAGACAAGAAGUUGGUGAAUCUGCUUCCAGCUUCCUAUUUUAAAUGUCAAAAAUGGUAGUUCCAAACUUCCCAUGCUUGCAAAGAAUGCACUAGCAAUGCAGCAGGUUAUCUCGAUAAUUACAAGUCGUCAAUGAGAUGGAUGUUUCUGCUUCUGAGUUCUGAGUUUUACAAAUGACAAAUAAAUAUUAAGCAUGAUGUUUUAUGGAGAAUUUUAGCCUUUAUGAAACAUACCAAUAAUGAGAAAGAUAGAAAGUGGCUUACUGAAUUGUAAAUAGGCUGUCUUUGUUUUUGGGCCUUUUGGCUUGGUGGAGUACCUUCCUAGAUCUCCCAUUGGGUUUUGUAAUAGAUAGUGAUGUAAGGUGUUUGGUUUGACAAGUACUGAAAUCUCCUUUUAUUGAUGAAACAAAGUAACUUCCUCUGUUUUUGUUACUUGCAUCAUUUGUGUUGGCAGGACCAAGAAGAGGAGAGAGAUAAAUAAACAAAUUUCAUGUGAACAAUAUAAGUAAACAAAAGC